Molecule: messenger RNA, 3345 nt
Organism: Toxotes jaculatrix (banded archerfish)
Lineage: Eukaryota; Metazoa; Chordata; Actinopteri; Toxotidae
Gene: cables2a
Product: Cdk5 and Abl enzyme substrate 2a
Exons: 9
Coding region: 8-1552 (514 amino acids)
Biological process (GO): regulation of cell cycle
Source: RefSeq, a predicted model, not a curated record
AACUAGAAUGGCGACCGCUGUAUGCGGUCUGCAGUCCACCGCCAGUAACAGUAAACCAGCGAAGACACAGCGAGAGCACCGGAGGAGGGCGAAGGACUCCAAAAGGAGGCAGGCGGCUCUGUUGUUCCUUAACAAUAUCUCACUCGAUGGGCGGCCCCAGUGUCAGUUUAGCGAUGGAAAUACCGACCAAAAAGCCGCCGAGGAGCUCCGACUCAGGGACAUAGACGGCGGCGCAACGGUCGUGCCCCCGCCGGCGGAUGGCCAAGGACCGGUCGCGCAGGUGACAGAACCCGCCGCGGGUGGUAGUGGCUCGUCCUCCAGUUUUCCAGGGGUGGUUAGUCCUACCCAACCUUCUUUGGUAAUGUCUCCGGGACCUGCCGGAGUAACCGCUGUGGGAACAAACGAGGUAUUUUUGGAAGGUGGCAGUGCGGCCGAGACGCUAACCCCGGACACCCCUCUGUCUCCUGUGCCCACCGGCCACCAGCCCUGCUCCCGUGUCAGGUCAACGCCCGCCGCACUGAGCCCGGUCCCGGCCGGUAAUUCUCAGGAUUCACGGCAGAGGUUGAGAAAUGUCUCUGGUUCUCCUGGACCCAAGGUGCCAAAGAAAGUCCACUUCAUCAAGAGUAUGAGGCAGUAUGAUACCAGGGGAUGCAGGAUCAUGCUGAUUUGUGCCAAGCGAUCGCUAUACGCUGCUUUCUCAGUGCUGCCCUAUGGAGAGAGUGCUCACCUCAGUGAUCCUAAGCUGGAGGCUCAGAGACAAAGGCUGUCCUCUGUGGUGGCUGCAGACCUGCUUCCCUCCUUGGAAGGUGUGGAACUGGGCUCCUAUGGCAAGACGGUGUCAUACGCUCAGUUCCUUUAUCCGACCAAUGCCUUGGUGAGGCAGAAGAGCGGCGGCGUGCCGGAGAGCUGCACUGCUCAGACCCCUCAGUCACGUUUCCGUGGCAACGGGCAGAGGAACGUCACCCUAGCUCGCCUGAACAACAGCGUGGCACAGGACCCAUACGUAGAAGAGGUCACAGAGUAUGACCCUAACCUGCUCAGUGACCCUCAGUGGCCCUGUGGCAGACAUAAGAGGGUUCUUAUAUUUGCAUCAUAUGUGACGACUGUUAUUGAGUAUGUGAAACCAUCUGACCUGAAGAAGGACAUGAACGAGACUUUCAAGGAGAAGUUUCCUCACAUUAAGCUGACACUGAGCAAGAUAAGGAGCCUGAAGAGGGAAAUGCGGGCCGUGAGCGAGGAGUGCGGUUUACAGCCGGUCACCAUAGCAAUGGCCUUUGUUUACUUUGAGAAGCUGGUGUUGCAGGGUCGCCUAAACAAGCAGAACAGGAAGCUGGUGGCGGCGGCGUGCGUGCUGCUGGCUGCAAAGAUCAGCAGUGAUCUGCGGAAGCCAGAAGUCAAACAGCUCAUUGAUAAGCUGGAGGAGCGUUUCCGCAUAAACAGACGGGAGUUGAUUCCUCUGGAGUUUCCUGUGCUGGUUGCCUUGGAGAUGGGACUUUACCUUCCCGAGAGCAAGGUCAUGCCGCAUUACCGCAGACUGGUGCAGCAGGGUUAGACUGGAUGUGGCGAUGUCCGACACUCCGCUGGUUCCCUUUAAUAACACCAGCAAGUGUGCGUGGCACAGUAGUUUGAAUCAGCACUGACUGAGAGUGAGCUUGUGUGCGAGAGUGUGUGUGUGCGUGAGCGUGUGUGUGUGUGUGUACGUGAUGGAUUGACCAGUUUAUAAGCUGUCGUGUUUGAAACAAAUACUUAUGGUACUAUUUAUUUCCUGUCAGUCGUGGCUCGAGUCACUCACUGUAUGUGAAGAAUAACUAGUUUACACUUGUGGGCAAACGUUUUAGACUUGAUGGCGUGUGUGUGUGUGUGUCUAUCUGAAUGUCUUUUUAAGCGUUUGUACGUGUGACGUUCUGACGUUGAUCCGGUCCUGAGCUCUAUGUUAGAGAUGUUCAAUGAGCACGUUAAUUGUGCUUUUAUUUUUGGUUUCUCGUGACCCAUAUUUUCUGGUACGUCCUGGUUUUCUUCUCCUCCCAUUCAGAUGAAUUGUACGCUGUGAUUUUUGUGUUUGUGGAAAACUCUUCACCUGCACCUUUCUCGUUACUAUACAGGCUGUAUAGUAUUUAUGACAAAUGACAGAGAAUCACAAUGUUGAUUUUGUAAAUGCCUUUUAAACCCACUGUGACGCAGAAACAUUUUUUUAGCCAUUAGACUGAAACAUGAAACUGUAGAUUGUGGGCACAGUUAAAACACAGUUUUAGUCUGUUUUUAGAGAAGGAAGUGGCCUUUAAUUUUCAUUUUUGUUCUGUGUCCCGCAAUAAUCUUGAUCUUGGAUUGAAAGAAAAUAAUAAUGUGGCAGCUCUGCGUUCAGACUUUGCUGUUGGUUGAAAAACUGUGCUAAUAUACAGUGUGUGUGUGUGGUGUCCCAUGCCAGGAAACAGGAUAAUGGAGGCAUAUCGUUUAUAGUAAAGGUGUAUUUUUUAUGUUUCAUGUCAUUACCCAGGGAUAUGUUUUUUUUUUUUUUUUUUGUUAAAUGCACUGGAUUUAAUUCCUCAGUAGUCUGGCUAGCUGUCAUAUUUUUCAGUUCUCAGGAAUUUUGCUUUCUCAUACCUUUUGAAUAGCUCAUAAAAUCUAACCCAAAGAGAAGUUUUAAAAGUUUUUACUGUAGCUUAUCAUCGCUGUCAUCACCUGUGCUCCAUUGUAAGCCGGUGGAAGGUUACUGAUGUUUAGUGCUUUGACAGAACAGGAAAUCCAGCCGUAUAUGAAUGGAUGUACGAGUCACUUGUGCAAAUACCAAACAGUAUUGGCCUGACUGUAGUUGGUGUUGCAAAGUAAGUCUUCAGAUCUUUUGUGCCGUCGUGUGCACAAAUAUGGGGAAAAAGUGCCUGAAACCACAGCGCCAGUGAAAUGGUUAAUCAUCUUAUCAUAAGUGAUGUUUAGUGUUGAAGUUUCUUCGUCUUGCUGCUGUGGAGAUCCUUAAAUGUAGAGGUUGUUCUUGUCUGGUAAAAAGAUAAUCCCAAACACUUUCUGGACUGGUCUUUAAAGUCACAUGAUGGUCGUUCGGUUUUCUGUGCGUCUGCCGUGGUAAAAAAAUGUGUCACAAACAAACAAAUAGAUCUGUGCAACUGCAGAAGAUGUAUCUGUAUGGUCGGUGUCAAACUGGUGAAUAUUCAUUGUUUUCAUACUGUAAAAUGAAUGUUUUUGAAAUAUAUUUUCAGACACUGAAAAGACACUGGAGUUUGAGUUUGUUUUUACCAAGUCAGUCAAUAAUUUAUCGUGUUUUUGCAGCAGCUUUCUUCUCUUCAGGGCUGUUAAAGGUACUAAAUAAAUUCUACUGUAGACCUGACUAGAAAA